GCAGGCGGGCGGCGCGGCGCGGAGCGGAGCAGCGCGGGCGGGUGCGGGCGCUGCGGAAAAGAAUAAUGCUGUCAGCAUGUCUGCACACUCCAUGCUUUGUGAGCGAAUAGCCAUAGCCAAGGAACUCAUCAAAAGAGCAGAAUCGCUUUCUCGAUCAAGAAAAGGUGGCAUAGAAGGUGGUGCCAAGCUGUGCAGCAAACUGAAGGCAGAAUUAAAGUUCCUGCAGAAAGUAGAAGCUGGGAAAGUAGCUAUUAAGGAGUCCCAUUUACAGAGCACAAAUCUGACGCACCUAAGAGCCAUUGUGGAAUCAGCAGAAAACCUGGAAGAAGUUGUUAGUGUUCUUCAUGUCUUCGGUUACGUAGAUUCCCUGGGAGAGAAGCAGACGCUGGUGGUGGAUGUGGUGGCAAAUGGUGGUCAUACGUGGGUGAAAGCCAUUGGCCGAAAGGCUGAAGCUCUGCAUAACAUUUGGCUUGGCAGGGGCCAGUAUGGUGACAAAAGCAUCAUUGAGCAGGCCGAAGACUUCCUUCAGGCCAGCCACCAGCAGCCCGUGCAGUAUAGCAACCCUCACAUCAUCUUCGCCUUUUAUAACAGUGUCUCCAGCCCCAUGGCCGAGAAGCUGAGGGAAAUGGGUAUCUCUGUGAGAGGAGACAUAGUAGCAGUGAACUCUCUGUUAGAUCACCCUGAAGAGUUCCAGCCAAGUGAAAGUGAAUCUGAUGAUGAGGGCCCUGAACUUUUGCAGGUGACCAGAGUAGACCGAGACAAUAUAUUAGCAAGUGUUGCAUUUCCAACAGAGAUUAAGGUUGAUGUGUGCAAAAGAGUAAACCUGGACAUUACUACUUUAAUCACAUAUGUAUCUGCCCUCAGUUAUGGAGGCUGCCAUUUUAUCUUCAAGGAAAAAGUGCUUACGGAACAAGCAGAGCAAGAGAGGAAAGAGCAGGUUCUACCACAACUAGAGGCGUUUAUGAAGGACAAGGAGUUGUUUGCUUGUGAAUCUGCUGUCAAGGACUUUCAGUCUAUACUGGAUACACUAGGAGGACCUGGAGAGAGAGAAAGGGCCACUAUGCUAAUUAAGCGAAUUAACGUGGUCCCAGACCAGCCUUCUGAGCGUGCCUUGAGCCUAGUGGCUAGUUCAAAAAUCAAUAGUCGCUCGUUAACAAUUUUUGGGACAGGCGACACCCUAAAAGCCAUCACAAUGACUGCCAAUAGUGGUUUUGUCCGAGCUGCCAACAACCAGGGUGUUAAGUUUAGUGUGUUUAUCCAUCAGCCCAGAGCACUUACUGAAAGCAAAGAAGUUCUAGCCACUCCCUUACCAAAAGACUAUAGAACUGAUAAUGAAUACUAAUGGUAGCCUUUAAAUAUUGUCAUGGAAUAAGUUAUUUAUACCAAAGCCCAAGUCUUCAUGUCUUAAAUUGGAUGGGUGACAUGAAGGUCUGUAGAACCCUUAAGCCAGUGAAGUUAAGUGUCUCAUCUAUAAAGCAUAUAACCUGAAGUAUGCCAAAAACAGUAACAACAAAUCUCACAAUGGAGACGUUGCUGGUGCCUGCUCGAGCAAAUCAAUGAACAACGGGAGGACAGUCCUACAGAGAGUGCUAACCUAAAGUAGAAAAAAAAAUGCUCAAGAAAAGCUUAUUGUCUAAGCAGUUAAGCAUAAAUACAUCUAUAUAUGGCAUUUAACUGUAUCAGUAGUUUUGUGUGAUUGGGUAGGGACACCACCCUUUUUCUGGUAAUUGCAUUUCAUGACAUGGCUACACUGCAUCUUGCAUUAAAUAUCUCGAGAGAAACCUGAAGAUUGUUUUUUAUUGUAUUGGCUUAUUAACUAAUGUCGACUGAGGCUGGGAGGUCUACAGUUACAUUGACUUUGGAUUUAAAAGCAGUGGCCAGGGUGAUAGCUCAGAGGGCUGGAGUAUAUGGUUUGCAUGUGGUGGACCUGGUUUCCAUCCCUUGCACCACAUGGUCCCCCUGAGCAUUAUGUUGGGUGUGGUCCCUAAGCACCAUCAGGGAUGGCCC
Messenger RNA from Sorex fumeus (smoky shrew), 2007 nucleotides. It is a transcript of the gene CUNH7orf25, whose product is annotated as chromosome unknown C7orf25 homolog. The record is from RefSeq and is a predicted model, not a curated record. The transcript has 2 exons. Bases 77 to 1342 code for a protein of 421 amino acids. Lineage: Eukaryota; Metazoa; Chordata; Mammalia; Eulipotyphla; Soricidae.